Messenger RNA from Stegostoma tigrinum, 2205 nucleotides. RefSeq names its product proline rich 18 (gene prr18). NCBI's taxonomy places the organism in Eukaryota, Metazoa, Chordata, Chondrichthyes, Orectolobiformes, Stegostomatidae. The transcript has a single exon. The record is from RefSeq and is a predicted model, not a curated record. Bases 554 to 1228 code for a protein of 224 amino acids.
CAAAACGCUUCUGAAUCUUGAAACUUAUCUAGGCUCCUUUCAGACUCCCAGUGGCCUGGAUGCUAGUCUGUAAAGCAUAGUGUUGCCAAUAGUAUAAGUUCAAUUCUCGCACCAGUUGCGAUUACUAUGAAGGACUUUUCUCUCAGCUUCUCCGCUCCGCUUAAAUUGUAACUAGUCAUUUCGCUCUCUCUAACGAGAGCGGCUUUGUAGCCCGGUAGGAAUGUAGCAACUUUUAACAAGUGGACUAAGUUUGAAUAUUUGGUUUUGUUCGUUAUAUCUUCUAAUAUGGUGAGAUGCAUCUCAAAAAUAGUUCAAUGAAAAUGGAAGCAAGUUAUUGUAACUUUACGAAUGAAGCAACAAUAGUUACACACCUUGUACUUUUUUGGGACGUGGGUGUCGAUGUCAAUGGCAGUAUUAAUGCCCCAGUUAGAAGAGGAGGAGGCGAUAGCCUCAGUCCGGGGGAGGGAGAGGUAACCGGCCUCCUGCUCCCGGUAUAAAGGAGGAGGACCUGCGAACGCUCUCGGGUUACUCGAUCCCGAAGGCGGCUGGGGUGAUGUGGUUAGACGCCCGUCCGGGGAGUCGCCUACCCGCCGUGCCUUUCCCUCCAAUCGCUCCGACAGGGGGCUGCUGCUUCCCCGGGCGGCGGCAGGAGAUGGCGCGGGGGGCAAGGGCAGGCCCAGAGCCGCGGGACCGGGGCCGUCGCGGCGGCUUUUCCAACUCGUGGCCGGAGGUGAAGCCGCGGCUGGGCGGCCGCCGACCGCAGCCUCGACCCGCGGGCUCCAGGGCUGCAGGCAGCUCGAGUGAGAGCGGGCCCGUCUCUAGGUCAGCGGACUCGGGCACAAGGAGCCAUGACAACUCGUCCCGCAGUGGGCUGGUGGAGAGCGCCGGGGAGGGGGACUUCUCGCUCAGCCUGACCCCUGAGGCCGUGCUGCUGAUCCAGAGGCGCAGCCUGGAGCGUCAGCCGCUGGGGCCCGGCAGGAGUAGGAGGCAGUGCCCGCGGCCAUCCGGCUCUCUUCAGCAGCCGAGCUCCGGGUCUGCUCAAACCGCCUCAGCGGCCGGUAUCCGGAGCCUGGUGAAGAUCUCGCUGCUCAAUAACCAACACAGAUACGACGACGUGGAGUAUGAGGAGGAAGAAGACGGACCGGGAGACCCGACGCUGCACCAGAGGUGUCUGGACUGGCUGCACGGGGUAGAGGAGGCGGUCAGGCUGCCCCGGCUGCUCAGCUAACCCGGUCCCGGGGCUAGCCUGGCACGGCACAGGGGCAGAGCCCAGGCUGUCUUUCUCCCAACUCCGGUGGAGUGAGCGUGGGCUGCGGAGCCCAGGCUGCCACAAAGUGUCUGGUGGGGCAGAACUCAGACUAUUCCCCCCGCUACACGGGGAAGGGUGUGAGCGGAUGGGAGGCAAAACAGCAACUGCUCACCUGACUUCAGCAUCUGCAGUGCUCCCUUUUCUGGCUGAAAACUGCAAAUCCAGAACGUUACCCUGUCUCUGCUUAUGUUUUGUUUAAAAUCUUCACUGCUCCUGCAGACAAAAACAAUUGGCCCACACUGCUAGUGGGUGAACUUUUAAUUUACCAGGUAUCCACAAAACAGUGCCCAUUAAAGAACAGAACGAAGUCAUUGUAUAGAGUGGGGAGAGAUUUGAUGCUUAUGUUACAGUAAAAGGAAGAGGUGUAAGGUGCAAGAAAUUCUCAGGAAUGUAUUUCACGAUAUUUGGAGAAAUUUUCACCUCUAUCUAGUUUGGAUCUGUGCAACUGAUACGAUCGAUCUACCAAGUGUCUUUUAUUAAGUCAAAUUGUUCUGGCUUCUGUCAAGCAAAAUAUGACUAAUUGAGUGAGUGUGAGAUCACUGUCAAGAAAUGGAUAUGACUUGUAAUGAAAAGUGAUGAAUUGCCAAAUGAGUGGAUUACCAGAGAACGAAUUUAUAUUUAUACUUGCUCGCUGCUUGUGAUGUGCACAAUUAGAUACACAAAGAAGUGUACAAUAAUCUAAAAAUACACUAGUUUAUAUUUUGAAUGUUUCACAGAAAUUAUCAUUAAAGCAUUGCUGCAAACAAUGCAGGGUUUUUUUAAUCUACAUCUAAAACUUAUUUAUAAUCGCUUUCUGUUACUUUUGAAAUGGCUUUUGAAAAUGGUGUAAGUGACUGGUAUAUUAAAAUUGCCAUGUAAAAUUGUGAUUCAAUUGAUACGUACGUAGCAAGGAAUGG